Phaedon cochleariae (mustard beetle) is the source of this 1520-nucleotide messenger RNA. The record is from the annotation of a GenBank genome assembly. NCBI's taxonomy places the organism in Eukaryota, Metazoa, Arthropoda, Insecta, Coleoptera, Chrysomelidae.
GUCGCGCAUGAUAGUUAUCAUUUUGCUGUGAUAUCGAGUAGAAGCAUCUGAUUGUUUUUACGAAUAUUGUGAAUCCUGUGUUCAAAAUCUCCUGAACUGCUGACUAUUUGUUUGUUUAGUAUUCGUUGUAUACGGAGUGUGUGAGGAAUGGGGAAGGAUUAUUAUAAAACCUUGGGGAUAGCAAAAGGAGCUAGUGAUGAUGACAUCAAAAAGGCGUAUCGCAAACUUGCGCUGAAGUACCAUCCAGACAAAAACAAAGCUGCUGGAGCUGAGGAGAAAUUCAAGGAAGUUGCGGAGGCUUACGAAGUCCUUUCUGACAAAAAGAAACGGGACAUCUACGAUGUCUACGGCGAGGAAGGGCUGAAGGGAACUCCUGGUGGUGGCCCCGGAAAUGGAGACGCUGGUAACUUUUCCUACUCGUACCACGGGGACCCGAGAGCCACCUUUGCACAGUUCUUUGGAAAUUCCAGCCCCUUCUCGGCCUUCUUCGAGUUCGGGAACAGCAACCGUAUGUUUGGAGGCAUGCAUGAUGAGGAAAUGGAAGAAGAUGAUCCCUUUGCUUCUCUGGGAGUAGGAGGACCACCACGACCUGGGGGCCCGGGAGGUGCUUUCCGCAGCCAUUCUUUCAAUUUCCAUAAUAGCCCCAACAAGAAUAAGGACAAGAUUCAAGAUCCACCCAUUGAAUAUGACCUGUAUGUUUCCCUGGAUGACAUCACCAAGGGAUGUCAGAAGAAGAUGAAGAUCAGCAGAAAAGUAUUGCAGCCUGAUAGUACUACCAAAAAAGAGGAUAAAGUUCUUACCAUCAAUGUUAAACCUGGAUGGAAAGCUGGUACCAAAAUUACAUUCCAAAGAGAAGGAGAUCAAAGUAGAAAUAAGAUACCAGCUGACAUAGUUUUCAUCAUCAGAGAUAAGCCACAUCAUCUGUUCAAAAGGGAAGGCAGUGACAUCAAGUACACUGUUAAAAUAACCUUGAAACAGGCAUUAUGUGGUUGUACCAUUGAAGUGCCCACAAUGUCUGGAAAGUCAAUACCUCUUCACUACACUCAGGAGGUAAUCAAACCAAACACUGUCAGAAGAAUUCAAGGAUAUGGAUUACCUCUGCCAAAGGAGCCCACUCGCCGUGGAGACUUGAUAGUGAAUUUUGAUAUCAAAUUUCCAGAGAACCUUUCUCAAUCUGUAAAAGAUAUCCUAUAUGAUACUCUGCCCAAAUAAGUUGAGCCAAAAUUUAAGGUUGUGAAUGACUUGUACGUUUUAGUACAAUUGUAAUUUGUAUUGAUUUAAGCAUGUAACUUAAUGUAAAUAAGAAACUGCUUUUUGGUUCAUUGAUCUAUACUGAAGACUAGUUGGUUUUACAUGGAUAUAGAUAAGUUUGGCCAAAUUAUCUGUAUAACUGUAAAACAAGUUAUUUCCAGUGUAUAUACCUACUAUUAUUAGUUAUGACUUGAAGAGUUUUGUAAAUUAUAUUUUAGUAUUACUUAUGACAAACUAUAAUCUGUUAAUAAAUUAUUUUUUUACACUCC